Molecule: messenger RNA, 2410 nt
Organism: Pelagomonas calceolata
Lineage: Eukaryota; Pelagophyceae; Pelagomonadales; Pelagomonadaceae
Source: the annotation of a GenBank genome assembly
CGGCUGUCUAAUCUUCCUCCGUCGUGUGCUCGCCGGCUGCUCAGCUUUGAUUGAGAAGAAAGCCGCGAGGAAUCAGCUCAGUCCUCCUUCUGCUGGAUAUCAUACGUUGCUGCAAAAAUUAGCUGCAAACAAGCGAGAAAUACAUGAAACUGGGCUGAGGCUCCCUGUUAUUCAAAUCAUGAGGGGUCUCGCGCUGGCGCUCGUCGUCCACGGAGCUCACCCGCUGCGCCUGCCGAGCCGGCGGGCCUUCGCGCGCGCUGCCGCCGCGACCGUCGCCGCGCCGGUCGCCGCGCGCGCCCAAGCGCCGCCGCUGGAGCAGCCAGCAAAACCGCCGAUCGACCCGUCGAUGCUCGACGUCGCCGUGCAGCUCGGCGACCUCCGCCUCUCGCGGCCGUACGAGGUGCGGUCGCAGAUGCUGGUCCCGACCUGUGUGGAAAUGGCGCGUUCGUGCCGAAUCGUCGCGUCGUCCUCCACGCCAUCGACGCGACGCCUGCUCGAUGGCGUAGUGAUGCCGGAUCCUCACCGCUCGAAGAACCCGACGAACUGGUUGAUUUCCACACAGGUCCCGACGCCGCCGCAGACGGUGGUUGGAAGGCUGGUGGACGCAGGAACGGUGUGGCUUGGCGAAGAUCGCGACCUCACGUCGGACGCGCAGAUCUCGGCGGGCAUCGUGGCCGCGCUGGCGCUGGCCAAAAACGCGCAGGCGCCGUCCGAGCGGAACAAGGGCGCGCCGCUGGCCGUCGGUCUGGAGGCGGUGCGCGCCGAGUACCAGCCGACCCUCGACGACUUCGUCAUGGGCAAGCUGAAUCCGAAGCAGGAGGCGACGCAGGCGCUGAAGGGGCCGCUCGACUGGGACCGGCACUGGCCCUACCCCAUCGAGCGCUACGCGCCCGUCUUCGAGGUCUGCCGGGCGCUCGGUCUGCCGUUGGUGGCGCUCGGGACGAAUGCGAAGGACCUGAAGACGGUCGAGGCGUCGGGCCUCGCGGGCUUGGACGACAAGGCCUGGGCGCGCCUGUCGCUGCCGGAAGGUCCCGACGCGCUCGCGGACCGCGUGAAAAUCGGGACGACCUACGCGUCCUACGCGCGCGAGGUGCUCCAGCCCGACUACGAGCGCUUCGUCUCCACGACCGCGGCGCCCUUCUUCGAGGCCGGCGACGCCGGCCCCAACGCGCGGCAGAAUUUUUUUUGUGCGCGCCUCGUCACCGACGCGUCGAUGGCGGCGCGCGCGGCGGCCUGGGUCGACGAGUCGCCGCGGCGCGACGCGACGAUCGUCGCGCUCGUCGGCGCGGAGCGCGUCGCGUACGAGGGCGGGGCGGCGUCGCUCUGCGCCGCGCGCACGGGCCGCAGCGCGACGCGGCUCCUCAUGAACCCGCCGUCGGCGACGCUCGAGCGCGCGGUCGGCGCCGAGGGGCCGCCGUCGUACGUGCCCGUCGCGACGACGAGCUCGCUGCGGGGCAUGCUGCCCGCGGCGCCGCCGCGGCCGCUGGCGGACUACGUCUGGUUCAGCGCGUACCGCGGCGAGAACUUCAUCUGACGACGAAUAUACCGGAUAUACGCACCCCCCUCCGCCCCGAAGUCGACCGCUGAUGUAAUCCCUUGCUUUGUUCCUUACUAGUUUUUAAGGGUACGGGCAGCCCCCAAAAUUGGCCCGGACGUACCUCAGCCACACAUCUUCGGGCUCCCACCCUUAGUUUCCCCGCAGCAUACCGUACGCGCGCGCAGGAGGGUGGUCUCAAAACAUGUUGUCCGGAGAGGGAGUCUGGUGCACUCUAAAGACAGACGACUCAAGACGAAAGACCGGUUGAGUGGAGUCCCUAGUCCUUGUAAUGCGUUAUUAGCUAGUUAUAACCCACUAGAUUUUGAUGUUUUGUUUUUUUUGGCAAAGUUGCCGUAGUGUGACGCGACGUCACUCGAGCGAUCAGGCGUUGCCUCGUUUAUUUAUUUACGCGACGGACACGCGUCACCCUGGCAUCGCCGACGCCGGCGACAGUAAAAGUGGCAAAAUAAUAUUGUUUGCACCUAGCUCUGGGAGCGCGUGUGUUUGCUGGUGUCGGAGCCGCGGCUGCGGAGAUCGGAUAGAGCGUGGUACUCGUUGGAGUUCCCCGUCAUCGCGCGCUUCACGCGGUUGCAGUUCGCGCUGGCUGUGGUGAUUUUCUUCGUCACCGAGGUCCCGGUCAUAGGCAUGACCUUCCCGCUCUUCAUCGCCGCGCUGGUGUUCGUGCGCACGAAGUACCUGCCGAAGAAGUACGACGCGCGCACGCUCGAGUUGAUCGACCCCUUGAUCGACCUGGCGCCGAUCGACAAGACGCCGUCGACCGCGGACCUGCUCGAGGAAGGCUCGCCGCCGUCGAGCCCCGCGCCCCAGGUGGUGUCGAGUCCCGUCGUCCGGAACCGAGGCGGGUCCGCGUGA